GAUUUCUGGUUUCGUAUUAUUUUGACAAUCUGGGACAUUCGUUAAUUUAUCUGCCAUUUUAAUGCACGUUUAGAAACAUUAAAACAAAAUAGUAAAUAUUGUUGCCUGUUAUGUGUUAAGAAUUAAACAGUUGACUUAUUGCUACUUUUUAAUUUUUCAAGUUCAUUACUGGUUUUGACUUAAUUGCAUUUUAGUAUACAUAAUACAUACAUAAAAUGUUACCUCUUUCAUUACUCAAAACUGCUCAAAAUCAUCCAAUGUUGGUGGAAUUAAAAAAUGGCGAAACAUACAAUGGACAUUUAGUAACAUGUGAUAGUUGGAUGAAUAUCAAUUUACGUGAAGUUAUCUGCACAUCUAAAGAUGGAGAUAGAUUUUGGAGACUUCCAGAAUGUUAUAUUAGAGGUAGUAUGAUUAAAUACUUAAGAAUACCAGAUGAAAUAUUUGAUAUGGUGAAAGAAGAUAUAGUUGUAAACAAAGCUCGUGGUCGAACAGAUAACCAGAAAAAUCGCGCUCCUAGAGGAGCUAGACAAGGAUUUGGAGGAGGAAGAGGAGGUGGUGGUAACAACCGUGGUAGUGGACCACAACAGAGAGGUGGCCCGAAUAAGUUUAGAGGAAAAUAAAUUGUGUAUUUUAUAAGUUAUACUUAUAUGAUAUGUUUAUAUUUAAAUUUAUAAAUGUAUAAUUUCAA
This is a messenger RNA of Melanaphis sacchari, 688 nucleotides long. Its product is annotated as U6 snRNA-associated Sm-like protein LSm4. Bases 216 to 620 code for a protein of 134 amino acids. Gene Ontology annotation, cellular component: P-body; spliceosomal tri-snRNP complex; U6 snRNP. Lineage: Eukaryota; Metazoa; Arthropoda; Insecta; Hemiptera; Aphididae. The transcript has 5 exons. Gene Ontology annotation, biological process: mRNA splicing, via spliceosome; nuclear-transcribed mRNA catabolic process; spliceosomal snRNP assembly. Gene Ontology annotation, molecular function: U6 snRNA binding. The record is from RefSeq and is a predicted model, not a curated record.